Molecule: messenger RNA, 1167 nt
Organism: Aspergillus sclerotioniger CBS 115572
Lineage: Eukaryota; Fungi; Ascomycota; Eurotiomycetes; Eurotiales; Aspergillaceae
Product: D-mandelate dehydrogenase-like dehydrogenase
Exons: 2
Coding region: 1-1167 (388 amino acids)
Cellular component (GO): cytosol
Molecular function (GO): hydroxypyruvate reductase [NAD(P)H] activity; NAD binding; glyoxylate reductase (NADPH) activity
Source: RefSeq, a predicted model, not a curated record
AUGAAGCCUAAAAUCCUCCACAUCGGCGACCCCAUCAAAUACAACCACGACAUCUACGCCCGCUUCACCACCGAAUUCGACCUCAUCCGGCCCCCCACCGCCGACCGCCAACGCAACGCCUUCAAACAAGCCCUGAAAGACCGUCGCUGGGGCGACUUCGACGCCAUCUUCCGUCCCUUCUGGAACACCGGCGGCGAAAUGGGUCGUUGGGACGAAGAACUCAUCUCGUUGUUACCGGCCUCGGUGAAGAUUAUUGCCUCUGCAGGCGCGGGGUAUGAUUGGGUUGAUGUGGAUGUUUUGGCGAGAUAUGGAAUCCUCUACUGCAACGGCGCCGCCGCAUCCUCCGAAUCCGUCGCCGACAUGACCCUCUUCCUAAUCCUCAGUGUAUUCCGCAACCUGCGCUGGUCUCACAGCGCCGCGCAUUCCCUCAACGCGGGCCAAUUCCUCGACGCACACACCAACUCCCCCCUCACAGCGCGAAAUCCCUCCACCCAAACCCUCGGCAUAAUCGGCCUAGGACAAAUCGGCUACACUAUCGCGCGCAAAGUCCACGCCGCAUUCAACAUGCGUAUCCUAUACCAUGAUCUCAUCCGGAAGGAUAGUAAGUUAGAAGAUGCAGUGAAUGCCACGUUCGUGGAUAGUUUGGAGGGGUUGUUGGGCCAAGUGGAUUGCGUUGUUGUUUCUACGCCGUUUGCGGGGCGGACGUUGAUGAGUAGGGAGAUGUUUGGGAAGAUGAAGCGCGGAGCGAGGUUUAUUAAUGUGGCGAGGGGAGGACUGGUGGAUGAGGAGGCGUUGGUGGAGGCGGUUGAGAAUGGACAGGUAAGUGCGGUGGGGAUGGAUGUGCAUGCGAAUGAACCGGAUGUGCAUCCGCGGUUGGCGGCGAGUGGGAAGGUGAUGAUGAUGAGUCAUAAUGCGGGGGGGACGGUGGAUACACAUGUGGGGUUUGAGAGGUUGGCGAUGGAGAAUAUUGAGGGGUUUUUGUUGAGGGGGGUGGCGGUGACGCCGGUGAAUGGGCAUUUGAUUACUACUACUACUACUACUACUACUACUACUACUACUACUAGGAGUAAGAAUGGGGGGAAGGAGGGGGGAGUAAGUUGUGAUGAGGUUAGGGUUAGAAUAUAUAUGUCAUUCUCCAAGUACAGUACAUACACACGAGAAGGGUAA